GACUUUGCAUUCUCACUGGCUCGCUUCGGUUUGGCAAUUAAAGUAAUGGAAUUCAGACCUUGUUCCCAAAAUUAGACAAAACCCACUUCACAUCUCACUUUUUCCCUGAUCCACAAUGGAGAAAUUUUCAAUUUGGUUUUCAUUGGUGAUUCUGGGACUGACCAUUUGUAGUAUGGAGAGAGUGGAACCAGCUCAGAAAGCUCCUUGGAGGAUUCAGACUCUAUUCUCUGUGGAGUGUAAUAACUACUUUGACUGGCAAACUGUUGGACUCAUGCACAGUUUUAGAAAGGCGAAGCAACCGGGUCACAUCACGCGUCUUCUCAGUUGCACUGAGGAGCAGAAAAAAACUUACAGAGGGAUGCAUUUAGCUCCUACAUUUGAGGUUCCCUCGAUGAACUAUCACCCCACAACUGGUGACUGGUACCCUGCAUUAAACAGACCUGCUGGGGUUUUACAUUGGCUCAAAUACAGUAAAGAUGCAGAGAAUAUUGACUGGGUUAUUAUCCUUGAUGCAGACAUGAUAAUCCGAGGCCGAAUUGUACCAUGGAAACUUGCUGCAGAGAAAGGAAGACCUGUUGCAGCAUCUUAUGGGUAUUUAAGAGGUUGUUACAAUAUAUUGGCUCAACUGCACACAAAACACCCAGAACUUUGUGACAGAGUAGGUGGACUUUUGGCAAUGCAUAUAGACGACCUGCGAUCUUUGGCACCUAUCUGGCUUUCAAAAACAGAGGAAGUACGGCAAGAUAGGGCUCACUGGCGAGUAAACAUAACGGGUGACAUAUACGAGAAAGGAUGGAUUAGUGAGAUGUAUGGAUACUCUUUUGGUGCAGCAGAAGUUGGGCUCCAUCACAAGAUCAAUGAUAACUUGAUGAUCUACCCAGGUUACGCACCCCGGGAGGGAGUUGAGCCAAUUCUUCUCCAUUAUGGGCUGCCAUUUAGGGUAGGAAAUUGGUCAUUUAGUAAGGCUGACCAUGAUAAGGAUGAGAUUGUUUAUAGCUGUGACCAGCUCUUUCCUCAACCUCCUUAUCCCAGGGAGGUAAUGCAGUUGGAAAUAGAUCCUAAUCUACGGAGAGGACUAUUUUUAAGUAUAGAGUGCAUCAACAUUCUAAAUGAAGCUCUUCUGAUACAUCAUGCUGCUAACGGCUGCCCUAAACCAGCAUGGUCUAAAUAUCUGAACUUUUUAAAAAGCAGAGCCUUUGCUGAACUAACUAAACCAAAAAUUGUAACUCCUGCUACUCUACAAUUGAUGGAGGAUACAGUACAAAAACAUAUUGAUCAUGAUGAUACCCGGCCAUAUCCUAAAAUCCAUACUGUUUUUUCCACUGAAUGCACACCAUAUUUUGACUGGCAGACUGUAGGGCUUAUGCAUAGCUUCCGUUUAAGUGGACAGCCAGGAAAUAUAUCUAGACUUCUCAGCUGCUCUGAUGCAGACUUAAAGCUAUAUAAAGGCCAUAACUUGGCUCCCACCCAUUAUGUCCCUUCUAUGAGUCAGCAUCCAUUAACAGGCGAUUGGUAUCCAGCCAUUAACAAACCAGCUGCAGUUCUCCACUGGCUCAAUCAUGCAAAUAUUGAAGCUGAAUUCAUAGUGAUUCUAGACGCUGAUAUGAUUAUGAGAGGCCCCAUUACGCCAUGGGAAUUCAAAGCUGCACGCGGAAAACCUGUUUCAACUCCCUACGACUACCUUAUUGCCUGUGACAAUGAGCUUGCAAAGUUGCAUACAAGCCAUCCCGAGGCUUGUGACAAGGUUGGUGGUGUAAUCAUCAUGCAUAUAGAUGACUUGCGAAAAUUUGCUUUACUUUGGCUGCAUAAAACUGAGGAGGUUCGGGCUGAUAGAGCUCACUAUGCCAGAAAUAUAACAGGAGACAUAUAUGAAUCUGGUUGGAUCAGCGAGAUGUACGGUUACUCAUUCGGUGCAGCAGAGUUGAAAUUGAGGCAUACUACAAACAGAGAGAUUAUGAUAUACCCAGGAUAUGUUCCUGAACCAGGAAUCAAAUAUAGAGUUUUUCACUAUGGUUUAGAAUUCAAAGUUGGGAAUUGGAGUUUUGACAAGGCAGACUGGCGAGAAGUCGACAUGGUUACCCGAUGCUGGGCCAAGUUUCCAGAGCCACCAGACCCAUCAACACUUGAUCACAAUGAUGAGGAAAAUUUACAGCGAGAUUUUCUCAGUAUAGAAUGUGUGAAGACACUAAAUGAAGCAUUGCGCUUGCAUCAUGAAAAAAUGAACUGCCACAAAGAUGGUUCCAUAUCCGAAUUAAAAGAGGAAAGAGAAAUCUCUAGGAAAUUAGGCAAUUUCAGUGAAAAUUUUGACUCAAAGGAAAAUCUUAAGUCAAGAAAUUAUUCUGAGGAAAUUGUUAGUGUUAAAGAUGGGACAGGGAUACCUAGUUCCUUCAGGGUCUGGGUGUUAUUUUUAUGUGGAUUUUCUGUAUUUGGCUUCUUGAUCAUAGUUUUUUUGGUGCAUUCUGGUCAUAAAAGAAAAGGAAUGAAAAUGAAACACCAUAGAACCAGGAGAAGAAACUUGUAAACAAAAUAGAUGGGUACAUGACUUGAGCCGCCAUGCCUCUUUAAUAAUUUUGCUUCUCUUA
This is a messenger RNA of Vigna angularis (adzuki bean), 2582 nucleotides long. RefSeq names its product peptidyl serine alpha-galactosyltransferase. NCBI's taxonomy places the organism in Eukaryota, Viridiplantae, Streptophyta, Magnoliopsida, Fabales, Fabaceae. The record is from RefSeq and is a predicted model, not a curated record. Gene Ontology annotation, molecular function: glycosyltransferase activity. The transcript is spliced from 8 exons. The coding region runs from base 116 to 2521 and encodes 801 amino acids.